This is a messenger RNA of Saprolegnia parasitica CBS 223.65, 961 nucleotides long. RefSeq lists its product as hypothetical. The transcript is spliced from 6 exons. The record is from RefSeq and is a predicted model, not a curated record. Bases 14 to 940 code for a protein of 308 amino acids. Gene Ontology annotation, molecular function: protein binding. NCBI's taxonomy places the organism in Eukaryota, Oomycota, Saprolegniomycetes, Saprolegniales, Saprolegniaceae.
CCGGACACGAACCAUGAUCACAGCGCUGGCAAGCGGCGACGACCGCGUCCUCGUGGGCACGGCUGCCGGCGAAGUGCUCUGCGCCAACUACUUUGCGCCGACGGCAACGGACGUCGUCGACCUCUUCGACUGCGUCGAGUGGAAGCACCAUGCGACGCUGGCUGCCAUCACGUGCGUGGCCAAGGCUGGCAGCGAGGUGCUGGUAGGCGACGCGGAUGGUACAGUGGUGCUCUUGGACGCCGACACGGGCGUCGAGCUCCGGCGGUACGCCAUGGAGGGCGCCGUCGUAGCAGCCACUUGGCACCACAAGGUGUUUGUCGUGAGCGACCACGUCGGCAAUGUCUAUGGCGUCGACAAGUUCCGUCUUCGCUGGAAGAAGCGCAUGGACAUGGGCGGCGCACCCGGACACGUGCAGAGCAUGGCCUCGGUGCGACUGCGCGACGCCGAGAAUCAGCUCUGCGCCUACGUCGCGAUGAGCUUGGGCGGCUUGGAGCUUCUUCUGACGCACGAAGGUCACGUGCUUUGUCGCCUCCCAACCACCACCGCCAUUACGUCGAUCGCGAUGACCGACGAUGGCAGCCGCAUUUUCUGCGGCGGCUCCAAUGGGACACUGUAUGAGCUUCUCAGCGUCGGCAAGGGUUCCGCGCUCGCCUUGCAGCUGUGCAACCUCGCCACCGUUCCGUUUCCAAUCACGUCGCUGCAUAUGACGGAGACGGCGGUUCUCCUCGCGGGCUCGACGGCGCCCCUGCUCUACGCGAUGGCCUUGGCGUCGUCGGCCCUCACGCCCAUGUCGACACCGCAAGCUCCCGCGUUCCUUGCGCGUCUUCCAUCGGAAGAAAAGGCCACUGCGAUGCUACUCGUGCUCGACGACCAAGAAACGUUUUGUAAAGUCGUGUUGCCAGUCGGCACCGAGUGCAAGGUUGAAAACGUUGCUGUUUAAGUCGACGGCCGGUAAUAGACG